AUGUUGACAUUCAUGUCUUAUCGAGAGAUCUGGCUGCAUAUCAAGAUCUUCUUGAUUCAUAUGGAAUAAAAGAUUAUCGGUUCAGUCGUGAUAUUCCGUUGUCAAAACCUGAGCUUAUUGGACGUAUUUUUAUACGAGUAAUUUGGGCAUCAGUUCUUGCUACGAUCUCUUCAGUAGGAAUAAUACUUUGGCUACCAAUAUUUACAUGCGUAAAGUAUAAAGAAUAUCAGAUUCGUAAAUUGCCCAAGGAAGAUAAUUAUGAUGAAAUAACCCAAUAUAAAUUGCUUAUUUCUACAAUGCUGCUUAUCCCAAUUUAUAUAACAGCAGUGUUUUUGACAUUGCCAUUUGCAUUUAUUACUUUGUGGCUAAUUCCUCUAUUAAUGUGGUUAACAAUUCGUUGGACAGAAGACUUAUUUCAAGCUAUGAGAUCUUGUCUCUCUCUCACAAAACUUCUUUUACUUCCCAAAGGAGAAUAUGAUCAUAUCAAAAGUAUACGCGAAAAUAUUAAAGAAAGAGUACAAAUUUUGGCGGUGAAUGAACUUGGUCUUCCGGAGAAUCCGGAAAUAUUGGUGAGCAAAUCGAAGCCGAGAGGAUUGGGUUAUUUUUCGAUCAAAAAAAGAAGAAAGAAAGAUUACAAUGAAGUUUUAAGGCUUUGGGAUGUGUCAGCAUAUGAUUAA
Racocetra persica is the source of this 677-nucleotide messenger RNA. NCBI's taxonomy places the organism in Eukaryota, Fungi, Glomeromycota, Glomeromycetes, Diversisporales, Gigasporaceae. The record is from the annotation of a GenBank genome assembly.